This is a messenger RNA of Hydatigera taeniaeformis, 1245 nucleotides long. The record is from the annotation of a GenBank genome assembly. Lineage: Eukaryota; Metazoa; Platyhelminthes; Cestoda; Cyclophyllidea; Taeniidae.
UCUCUUGAAAAUCCUCCCAAAGUAAUUCCGUGUGGGUGGCGUCUUGGAGCUGCGGUUUUCGGAACAAUGGAUAAAAGUGGCAAAGAUUUUGCUCUUGUUAUUCAGGAAUUUAUCGAUAUUAAGGCAAGACAGGAUGGCAUCUCCCAAGAGUGCAAUGAUAAAUGCCUCGUUGCUUUCGAAGUCUCAAUUGUACAGAGUUGGGUCGAUCUACCCCGGAUCGUGGCCCUCAUACGCAACGAGGAAACCAAACAAACAACUCUGUUCAUCUUUGCUGGAACACGGAUUGCUGAUACAGUGGUGAGCUACCUAACCACUGAUAAACUUAUCGCUGUGGACGAGGUUCUUAGCUGUGAUUCAGACUCAAACAAACCCACUAUGUUGCGAAUAAUUGGCAGAGAUAUCUCUUCGUUCGGGUCGGAUUUUGGAUUGUCGAAUUCGACUGUACCCAGCAAUAGCGGAACCUCGUCGGUGUCAGGGAAGCGCCAAGCGACAUCCGUUUCUACUAUUCCAGCCAUGCCUAAAAAGAGUCGGUUUGCUACCCUUUUUCUUGGAUUCGAUGAUGCUACUUCCGCCAACCAGUUUCGAAGUGAAUUGACCAUGGAAUGUUCUAAACAAACAGCUCCAAUUCCCUCAUCAACCAGAAAUACCACUUGGCUGGAUAAAUACAGAGCUGACAUCGUCACUCCAACUCACACACCGUCGCUGUCCCAUCCGAAUCGAACACUGCGAGCAGCUCGGAGUUUUGCCGAUGUCUCGCAUGACGCGACCUCGGCCGUGUCUACUUCAUUCUCUUCAACGUCUUGUUCCUCUACCUCGUCCGAGAGUCUCUACGAUGAUGUAGAUGGGAAAUUCGAUCCUAUUUUUAGUAGAGGAACGGUAGAGUAUAUUCGGCGAUCUGUGUCAGUGCCGCGAUUGUUGGAGGAGGAGAUCGAAAAAGGCCAGGACGUUGCUACCGCGCUGACUGAUUCUCAUUGGAUCGCAGGUGACUGUUCUACGACCGAGUUAAGCGCACCUCUUCCCACACCCACCACUAUUGCCAGUGCUGAGCAGGUGGGUUCUCCUUUCGUUGAUUUCCAAGUGGAGAUGAAAAUCAUUUUCAAUGCACUCUUUACCUUGCAGGAUGUUGCAAAUUCCAAGACCUCAGCAGUUAGAUCGAUUGGACUCACAAAUGCAGAGAGAGACGAUAGACGACAACUGAAAGUCAGUAUGCCAAUGACGAGGAUGCGACUUCUUCGCAUUCACUAA